AUGGAAAAAGACCAUUCCCGUAAGUUAGAAGUAAAGAGCAGUGGACCUUCCAAAGAGACUACUCCCAAGAGGAUCAUCCAUUUUGUUAACGGAGACAUCAUGGAAGAAUAUAGCACGGAGGAAGAGGAGGAGAAAGAAAAAGAGGAACAGAGAAUGAAUUCAACGCUUGAUCCUUCUAAACUUUCAUGGGGGUCUUAUCUACUGUUUUGGGCAAGGCAGAUAAUAAGUACCUCAUUUUCUGUAUGUGAUUUCCUUGGUGAAAGAUUUGCUAUCUUCUUUGGUCUUGAUCAACCCAAAUAUCAGUCUGUGUUAGAUGAGUACAAUCGGACACAAAAUAAGGAAAGUGGCAGGAAAACGGAAAGGAAUGGUGCAGAGGCUCUUUCAGCUGAGGUUCCUAAUGAAAAGCAUCCCCUACAGAUUGGUGGCCGAGCAUAUGGAACUCACCAACCAAACACUGCACAGUGGGGCACCUCAUCCAGGAAGGGCCUGGUAGCUGACUCCAGUCUCUGA
This is a messenger RNA of Chrysochloris asiatica (Cape golden mole), 510 nucleotides long. RefSeq names its product family with sequence similarity 177, member B (gene FAM177B). The coding region runs from base 1 to 510 and encodes 169 amino acids. The transcript is spliced from 4 exons. NCBI's taxonomy places the organism in Eukaryota, Metazoa, Chordata, Mammalia, Afrosoricida, Chrysochloridae. The record is from RefSeq and is a predicted model, not a curated record.